This is a messenger RNA of Carcharodon carcharias (great white shark), 3270 nucleotides long. It is a transcript of the gene tomm34, whose product is annotated as translocase of outer mitochondrial membrane 34. The transcript has 7 exons. Gene Ontology annotation, cellular component: cytosol; mitochondrion. NCBI's taxonomy places the organism in Eukaryota, Metazoa, Chordata, Chondrichthyes, Lamniformes, Lamnidae. The record is from RefSeq and is a predicted model, not a curated record. Gene Ontology annotation, molecular function: heat shock protein binding. The coding region runs from base 82 to 1014 and encodes 310 amino acids.
CCCCGCCCCCGUUCCCCGCUCUCUAUCCCCCGUCCACCUGGCCCCGCUCUCCGUCCCUCGUUCCUCCGGGCCCCGCUCUCCAUGUCGGGCCGCAGCCGAGGAUCGGCCUCUCCGGCCGCCGCGCUGCAGUUGAAAAACGCCGGUAACGAGCUCUUCCGGCACGGCCAGUUCGCACAGGCCGCGGACCGGUACUCGGAGGCGAUCAGCGGCCUGAGGCAGUCAGGUACAAAAUGCACUGAGGACUUGAGCGUGCUGCAUUCUAAUCGAGCGGCCUGUUAUCUGAAGAUUGGAAACUGCAGCGAAUGUAUAAAGGAUUGUACUGUGUCAUUGGAGCUUGUCCCCUUCGUGCUGAAGCCCCUCCUACGUCGUGCUGCUGCUUACGAGACCCUGGAGCGAUACUCACUGGCUUACGUCGACUACAAAACUGCAGUGCAGUUGGAUAGCAGUGUUCAGGUCGCCCAAGAUGGUAUGAACAGAAUGAGGAAAGUUUUGAUCGAGAGGGAUGGCAGUAACUGGCGUGAUAAUCUCCCUCCGACGCCAUCAGUGCCCCUCUCGGUUCAGCGUAGAUGGGAACCCAGUGCCGCUGGGAAUGCAGGAGAGCAAAGGUGCAAGCCGGAGAAAGCAGGAGACGCAGGUUCUAGCAGUCAUGGACUCGAGCGAGCCAAGUCUCUGAAGGAAGAAGGGAAUGAGUUGGUGAGGAAAGGAGAGCACAGAAAAGCAGUGGAGAAAUACAGUGCGAGCCUGAAGCUGAACAACAAGGAGUAUACGACCUACACCAACAGAGCCCUGUGUUACCUGCACCUGAUGCAGUACCCUGAAGCGAUGCAGGACUGUACAGCAGCAUUGGGUCUGGAUCCCAACAAUCUGAAGGCAUUGUACCGGCGGGCGCUAGCUCGGAAGGGGAUGAAGGAUUACAGCGGUAGCGUUGCUGAUCUUCAGAAGAUGCUUAAACUGGAGCCAAGCAACUUUCCUGGCCAGCGCCUCCUGGAGGAAGUCCAGAAGCUCGUUAAAUAAAAGCUGGUUCUUGUGGGGUCUUCAGACUUAAAACCUUCUCAAAUCAGCUCUGAAUAUUUGCAUAUGAGAAAGGGGCUUAGGCAGGUUUUGAGCCCCUGUAUAUUUAUGCAUUUUUCUUUUCGCUUUUCAAGGGCUUUACGGGUUGUUAACCUCAAUACCAAAGAGCACUAUGUGAGAGUAUUUGAAUUAAACAGUCUACAGCUCGACUUGACUCCUAUUCCUACACAGUAAACCGAUUGAAAAUAGAAACCAUUCCUAUGCAGUGAGAACCCUCUUUAGUUAUUGACUUAGCAACAGGAACCUCCACCACAAAUAGUCUCUGCAGAUUGCAUAGCUCAAUAUAAAAAAUAGAGAAAGCAAUAAUCUGCUUGCAACAUAAUGCUGUAGUGGAAUAUGUGUAAUUUUAAUUUUUCUUUGGGUGAGUUUAUUUUGUGCUAGCUGUAUUUGCAAGAUUGCGCUUUUAACCCUUUGAGUUCCAUUUCGUUGUUCUCAUUUUCCAUGCCCUCCCCCAUUGCCCACAUUUCCUGAUGAUUUUGACUCCUUGCUGGGAUCCAAUUGUGCAUCCACUUCCAGAAUUCUGUGGACAGAGAACAAAGAGAUGUCACAUGUAAAACUGACCAUGUCCUCAUUGACCCUCCCGCGCGCGCGCGCGCACACACACACACGCAGUUUCAGAUGCGGUGAAGUGGGGUCUCCCUGCUGUCGCUUCAACUGAGGCUUAUUAACUUGAGACCAACCCAGCAUUGAAACCUCUGCCUUUAAAGGAUCUUUUGUGUGGGUUGCUUUUGUGUGGAGGAGGAGAAGAGGAAAUAGGGGAACAAGGACAUCUCUGAUCUUUCCUAACUUGGUUCAAGGUUGUUCUCUUCACUUCCCAGUACUUCCUCCUCAUCUUGAUUAACCCCUUCACCCAGAUGCUUUGCUUGACUGCUGACUACUCUUGGGUUGUCUGUGCACUGAGAAUAUUCCUGACAGGGAAUCAAUACUUUAUUGGAUUUUUUGAAUUUAAUUGGAGCACAUGUAUUUGAAAACAUUGGCAUCUUUGCUGAAGUAAGAUGCUGAAAUAUAGAAACAGGAGGCCAUUCAGCCCUUGACCCUAUUCUGUUAUUCAAUGAGAUGGUGGUUGAUCUAUGACCAAACUUUAUACCUACCUAACCUUUGGUUAGCAAAAAAUCCAUCAAUCCCAGUUAUAAAAUAAACAAUUGCUCCAACAUCAACUAUUGUUUGUGGAUGAGAUUUACAAACCUCUGCCACCCUUCUGUGUGUAAAAGUGUUUUUUAAUUUCACUCUGUCUGGCUGUAGUCUUAAACUCCCCAACCAGAAACCUAGCUACAUGUGCUGUAGAGAGGUAAGAGAAACACAUACUGCUGUCCACAAACCCUGAAAAUGUAGAAUUUACUAGAACAUUAGUCACCAACUCCUUGGUCUGGAACUCUAAAAUCUAAGGGUUCUGCAUGAGUUCAGUGCAUUUUUUUUUUAAGAUAGCCAGUCUCGUCAGACAGUUGUAAUAAUGAGAGAUUCAUGUUAUUUUGACCAAGUAGUUUACUCUCAGACAUGAACAGGGAAUGAUGCCGAAAGAACAAAAUGUUUCGCAAAGACCCAGUACAUUCAUUCUCCUGCAUGACUGCACACAGCUUACUGUUGCUGCUAGGACAAAAUCUGGAAGUAAACUGGUUAAAAACAUCCUUGCUGCUGAAGUGGUUUGUAUAAAAUAUAUAGCUUUUGGUGUUGUAUCGUAGUAUUGCAGAUUUUGAUAAGUUUUUGAAUUAGAGGAAUCAUUGAUUGCAGCUUUAGUUUAUUUCUGUUGUCCAACAGACUUUUCCACUAACAAUUCAGUAUUUCGGAUCAGGAAUUUUCUUUUUUUAUUACACAAAAUUGAGGGUACGUUGGUGACCACUGCAGCUGAAGGAGUAGCAUACAGAAUAUUAAGGAGCGUAAAUUGAGCAAAUUCAACAAGUUAACACUCUAAAGGGGGUUCCAUAUGUUGUCAGCAUAUUUAAUGAGAAAAGCUUUUCAAAAUCUUUCAGCAAAAUACAGACUUGUUUUGAUCAUUUAUCUCUAGUCUUUAACCUCUUUCUUAACAGAAACAAUACAAAAACUAUGUGUCUGGACUAUGAAUAACCCACCUGUCUUUGUGUCUAGUCCCAUAGGGCCUAAUGUUUAACUCCAUAACUCAUGCUAUGCGCGUGGUUUUGUUUGAAUGUUGUAUUGCACUGUAAAUCUCUUGGACUCAGGUAUUAAACUGUUAAGGUAAUGACA